Molecule: messenger RNA, 411 nt
Organism: Adineta ricciae
Lineage: Eukaryota; Metazoa; Rotifera; Eurotatoria; Adinetida; Adinetidae
Source: the annotation of a GenBank genome assembly
AUGAACAAACUUGCUCUUUCAAUUUGUCUUAUCUUUGGUAUUGUUUGUUACACAAAUGCGCAAGGUGUAACAUUUACAACAACUGCACCUCCUUUCACAGUAGUUUGCAAUACUAUUACAGCAAACAAGGCAACAACAGCUGCGUUUUUACAACAACUCACAGCUGCAUUGCAAAGUACUGGUGCAGGAUCAACAAAUUUUCCCAAUUCAGUUGCAUAUGUAACAAAUUCAACAAAUCAGAAGGAACUCUUAAGUGGCGAACAAGGAUGUAUGAAUUUCUUCAAUGGUUUUCUAACACCAUUUACAACUGAUUUACAAAAUGAUAAAGUCAAAAUCGUUGAUGCUCGACAACAACUCAGCCAAUUUCUUCAAACAAAAUUUCCAAAUCUCGCUGCGGUGCUUCCAAAUUAA